AUGGUUGGUUUAUUCAAUAAGAGAAGAAGACCAGAUUCUUAUCAAGGUUUUAGUAAAUAUGCUCAUGAAAUAAAUCAAUAUCAUAAUAAUUCACAACAACAUGCUGGUUUACCAAUACAACAACAACAACUGCAACAAGGAGUUCAAAGAAGUCAAUCAUUAACUAGUGCAGGUCAAGCAGCAGCAGCAGCAUUAAGAUUACAUUCAUCACCAAUCAAAAAUCAUCAAAAUCAACAACAUCAACAAUAUAGCAAUAUUAAUAAUAAAUCUCAAUAUAAUCAUACAGCAGCUCAAAGACAAUAUGGUAGAUCAAAUUCAUUAAGUAAUAAUAGUGAUGGUAGAUCAAAUUCUUUAAGACAAUAUACUUAUCAUCCUCAAGCUUCUUAUCAAGUAGGUCAAUCUUCUGGGAAGCAACAAUCAACUAAUACAAAUAAUAAUAAUUCUGAAGUAAGAAGAUAUAAUAGUUUAGGAUCAAAUAGUAGAAAUAAUAUUUCAAGAAAUAAUCAAUCACAACAAAGAUCAGUACAACAACAACAUCAACCACAACAAAGACAACAACAGCAAUAUAUACAUGAAGGAAUUGAAGAAGAUGAUUAUCCAAUACAUGAAGAAGGAGAAGAUGAAGAAGAAUAUGUAGUUACAACCACCACUACAAAAGUUGUUGAUUCACAAGGUAGAACUCAAUCAAUAAUCACCAAAACAAUUAAAACUUUCCCAGAUGGUUCAAAUAUAAUAGAAACAGCAACUAAAAAUAUUUCAAGAUCAAAUUCAAGAUCAAAUUCUUUAAGUUCUGCAAAUUUUAGAUCUAAUUCAAUGACUCAUCAACCUAUAAAUUUAACCAAGAUAGAUGAAGAUUUAACUAAUUUUGAUUAUGAUUAUCAAGUUGAUGAUUUAAAUGAUGGAAAUAAAUUGAAAUUAAACACUGGUGAAUCACAAAAUCAACAAUAUCAACAGCUUCCACAACAACAACAACAAAGAGAUAUAAUACAUGAAGAAGAUGAAGAAGAAAAUGUAGUUGUAAAACCUUCUGAAUUAGGUGAACCAUUUACUGAUGAUUUAUCAAAACCAAAAUAUUUAGGUGCAUCAGAUAGAACAAAUUCAAUAACAAGUCAAGGUAAACCAAUAAGAUCAAUAUUGAAAAGUCAAAAACCAAUUGAUGAAUUUGAGGAAUCACCAUCACAACAAUUACAACAACAUCCAGUAGGAGUUGAUAAUAUACCAAUUGCUGCCGCUGCUGCCGCUUCGGCUGCCCCACAAGCUGCUUCAAAUGAUGUAAAUGAAGCCUUACCUAAAAAUUCAAAACAUCCAUAUCAAAAUUUAACUCAAAAUACUCCGACUCAAUCAAAAACUAACAAAACAAAAAGUCCAAAUUUUGGUCCACAAUCUUCAUCUUCAAGAUCUAAUCAAAAUUCAAGAACCGUUCAACCAAUUUCUUCACCAAAAGAAGGUAUUCAUUAUAGUCAUUCACCAGGCAGUUCAAUAAAAUUUGAUGAUAAAGUUGAAACUAUACCUAUACUUAGUGAGAGAUCGACUUAUCCACAACAACAAUAUUCUCCACCACAACAACAACAAUACCAACAACAAUACCAACAAUAUCCUCAAAAUCACUAUCAACAAAAUUCACCACCAACUCAAAACCAAUAUAAGUCGAAAGGUAAAAAAUCAACCCCACCAGGUCCACCUUCUAAUCAACAACCAAGUGCUGAUUUUUAUGCAGCAGCAAUGCAAGCAGCUUACAAGAAAGUUUAUGGAGAUCGUGAUCCAAAUGCAGUGUCACCACAACAACAACCAACUUCUCCAACUUUGGCUAAUCCAUCACAACAACCAUUAACUCCUCCUCAACAACCACAAGAAGAUCACCGUAAAUCCAAAUUUGGAUUUAUUCCGUUGAGUCCAAGAAAAGAUCAACAACAAUAUGAAUCACCACAACAAAUUCAACAACAACCAGAACAACAACGGACAUCAUCAAUUAAUUCAUUUAUAAGAAACAAGAUUCAAAAUGAUCAAAAAGCAGCAGCACAAGCAUCAAAUGAAAAAGCCAUUCCAUCAAAUUACGAAUAUACAAACCACCAUAGAGAAUUUCCUUUACAUUCAAUGAGGGAUCAACCAAAAGUAGCAAACAUGAGGAAGGAGAAAUUGAAAGAAGAUACAAAAUUAGCAAAAGAACAAGAAAAAGAGCAAAGACAAUUAGCUAAAGAAAAUGCAAAAGAACAAGCAAAAGAGGAAAAACAAAGAGCUAAAGAAAAAGAAAUUGAAGAUAAGAAAUUAGCUAAAGAACAAGCAGAGUUAGAAAAACAAAGGGCAAAAGAACAAGCUGAGGAAGAAAAAUUAAGAGCCAAGGAACAGAAGAAAAGGGAUAAGAAACCAAUCUUUGGUGGGUUGUUUAGUAGAAGAAAAAGUCAAUCUGGUACUUCUGUUUAUUCAAAUGAAAGUAAUCCUGUUGGUGGUCAAAGACAAACUCAAAGAAAUAGUGUUGAACCUACUGCUAAUAAUAAUGUUGGUACAAUCCCUGUUGUUGUUGAAGACUCUACUCCAAUUGAUAAUACUGGCUUAAGUAAUAAUCAACCACAAACUACUACAAUUGUCACUGGAACUACAUACCCUGAUAAUACAAUUACUGAAACUACAAUAAUUGAACAAGAGCCAAUUCAAAACGCUAAUACUUCGAAAUCAGCUGCUGGUGUUGAUCAAUCAAAAGGUUCAACUACACGUGAACCAAUUCCUGAAACAAAUUUAGCUCCGCGUCCAGAAAUAAGUGAACCAGUCAAAGUUGAAAGAUUGGGACCUGCUCUUGAAACACAAGCUGAUAAUAUAGUUGAAGAAAUUCAAAAUGAAGCUUUAGAAAACGGAGUAGUUAACGUUGAAGGUGUACCAAUAAGUGGUGAAACAUUAGGACCAAACUUGAAUGAAAUCCAAGAACCAUUAAAUGAACCAGAAUUUUUAAAUCCAUCUAAUGCAAAUAUUGAACCUGAAAUAUUGGAAGAAGAAGAAAUAGAACAAGUGAAAGGUGAUCCAACUCAUGAUGUUCAACUUGACAAUGGUGAAUCAUACAAAAUCUCAGUUCCAAGAAAUCAUUCAUAUGAAGAUUAUAGAACUCCAGGUGAAGAAAUAAAUGAAUUUUUACCACUGCCAAACAUUGGUCAAAGAGAUUCAAAAUUCAUUGAUGACUCAUACACUACAAAUAAUCAAGCAAUAGAAUCAUCAAAUAUACCAAAAGUUCCAAAACCAGAAUUGAAUGAAAUUGAUGAUGAUGAAUAUGAACAAGAAGAACCAUCUUUCAAAAGUUAUGAAAAAGUUGAACCACCAAGUAAGGAAGUUGAAGAAGUUUAUGAUAUUGUUGAUGAACAAGAAUUAAGACAAUUACAAGCUGAUCCAAAUGUUAAACUUGAAGAAGUUAAACCAAUCAAUCCAUCGUCAGCUAUAGAAAGUAAAACUCCUCAAGUUAAUGCGGUACCAACUUUUACUUCAGAUGAAACCAUUCAACAACCAACAACACUAGAUCCAAGUUCUCCACACCAAAAAUUAGGUCAUGAAGUGCAUCCAUCAGCAUUUGUAAAAGAUCAUAAAUUAUCUCAACCACAUGAAAAUCAAACUUCUGAUACAUUUGCAGGUUCUCAAUUUAUUAAAAAAGAUCAACCACAAUCCAAAGUAAGUAAAAAUUUACCACGAUCACCACAACAACCAAAUUUUGUAACUGAUGAACCACCUCAACAACAACAACAACCAACCUCAACAUCUCAAACACACGGAAGUGAAACUUAUGCACCACCACAAGAGAAGAAAAGAGAAACUUACUCAUCAGUAGAUCAAGAUUCGUCAGCUCAACCAAGUGCAGAUACUUUACCAACAACGCAAUCAAAGUAUGGUUACGAUCAACAACAACAACAACAACAACCACUUCAACAAGUAGCAGAUACUUCAUACGAACAAAAUGGUGAUCAUGAUGUUGUAAUUGAAGAAAAGAAAAAGGGCAAAUCCAAGAAAGAUAAAAAACCAAAUAAAUUUAAAGAGAAAUUGUUCAAGUACUUCGUUAGUGCUUAUGAUAAUUAG
This is a messenger RNA of Lodderomyces jiufengensis, 4050 nucleotides long. RefSeq lists its product as uncharacterized. The transcript is spliced from 2 exons. Bases 1 to 4050 code for a protein of 1349 amino acids. Lineage: Eukaryota; Fungi; Ascomycota; Pichiomycetes; Serinales; Debaryomycetaceae. The record is from RefSeq and is a predicted model, not a curated record.